Messenger RNA from Capra hircus (goat), 2289 nucleotides. RefSeq names its product zinc and ring finger 1 (gene ZNRF1). The transcript has 5 exons. The coding region runs from base 297 to 980 and encodes 227 amino acids. Lineage: Eukaryota; Metazoa; Chordata; Mammalia; Artiodactyla; Bovidae. The record is from RefSeq and is a predicted model, not a curated record.
GGCGGGCGGCCUCCUCCCCGCGGCGCCCGGCCCUCGGGAGCCCGGGGGCGGCCUGGGGCGCGCCGAGCCCGCGCGCCUCGCCUCUCCGGACCGUGAGGGGAAUCAUGCGCCGGGCUCGGGACGCCUGCAGCCCGUAGUCUGGGUCCUGCUCGGGUCCUGUCUUUUUCCUUCUUUUUCCUUUCCCCUCCGGUCUCCUUUUUGCUCCCCCGUAUGCCCGCCCAGCCCUGCCCCCGCCGCUGAGGACAGGGGGAGGGUCUCGGCCUGCAGGCUCCCGCCCCGCCGGGGCCCGGGCGAGCAUGGGCGGCAAGCAGAGCACAGCGGCCCGCUCGCGCGGCCCCUUCCCGGGGGUCUCCACCGACGACAGCGCCGUGCCCCCGCCGGGAGGGGCGCCCCACUUCGGGCACUACCGGGCGGGCGGCGGGGCCAUGGGGCUCCGCAGCCGCUCGGUCAGCUCCGUGGCGGGCAUGGGCAUGGACCCCAGCACGGCCAGCGGGGUGCCCUUUGGCCUCUACACCCCCGCCUCCCGGGGGGCCGGCGAUGCCGAGAGGGCGCCCGGCAGCGGAGGGUCGACGUCCGACUCCACCUAUGCCCACGGCAAUGGUUACCAGGAGACGGGUGGCGGUCACCAUAGAGACGGGAUGCUGUACCUGGGCUCCCGAGCCUCGCUAGCGGAUGCUCUACCUCUGCACAUCGCACCCCGGUGGUUCAGCUCGCACAGUGGUUUCAAGUGCCCCAUUUGCUCCAAGUCCGUGGCUUCUGAUGAGAUGGAAAUGCACUUUAUAAUGUGUCUGAGCAAACCUCGUCUCUCCUACAACGAUGACGUGCUGACUAAAGACGCGGGUGAGUGUGUGAUCUGCCUGGAGGAGCUGCUUCAGGGGGACACGAUAGCCAGGCUGCCCUGCCUGUGCAUUUAUCACAAAAGUUGCAUAGACUCGUGGUUUGAAGUGAACAGAUCUUGUCCAGAACACCCUGCGGACUGACCCUGCUGGGCUCGCUUGCUGACUCCUCUCAAUGGUUUGUUUCAUUUAUCCCAAGUAAACCCCCAGAACAGCUGACGAUGUCAAACUAUUCAGGGACACUUGCUCUUUUUACCUUCUCCUCAAAAACUGAGGACGUGGGGUGAAGAAAACGCGAGGGGAAGAAAGAGGCAGAGGGCAUGGAGCCUGGCACCGGCUGCAAGUCCCGAUUCCCAGCAUGACGUCCGGUUCAGGGGGCGCCCCAGCCUGGCCUCCGCAGGACACACACGGCCGGCCUCGGGCCCACCAAGCGCGACUGACAUCUUCCGGUCCCCACAGGGACAGCCAGGGCCCCGUUCCUGAGAGGAGGCUUCAGACACUGGGGCAGAGCUGAGCUGGGGACAGCAGUGGGAACAGGGCGCCCUCCUGCACUGACUUCCAGAGAAUGGUCCCCCUUUCUCCCCGAGGACACCAGAUUGGAUGAGAGCCAGUUUGAGAGAAGAAAGAAUCACCCACUAUCCUUCCCCUCAUCCUCAUCCCAGGAGGGAAAGGGCAUUUUCUUUUUCACUUUUGAAAGGCAUUGUGGGUCUGUCUCUAAAGUGUUUACAAAAAAAAAAAUUAUAAAAAAAGCAAAAAGUCUAGUGUCGACUGGUGUUUUCCCUCGUGAUGUUUACAGAUCGUUGUCUGCUGCCCGGCCAGAACCCACUCAGUGACAAAUGAACAGAGCCGGGUUCUUGCCACUCAAGUCCCAAGGGCGCGGAGCGAGCUCACAGCCCUCCUGUGCCCGGCAUCCAGCAGCCUCUCCAUCAACCACUCUGCCUUGGUUUUUUUGUUAGUUCGAUCCCCCCCGCCCAUUUUUCUGGCUUGAUUUUGCACUUUUCUCCCCUGGGGACCCCAAUAUCUUGACUUCAUUGCCAAAAACGAGUCCAUCAGGACCUUCUCUCCCUUCUUCCCAUUUCUCCUUCCUACUUCCCUCCUGGUUCUGGUCAGUUCAGAGGAUUUAACAAUCACAAGUGUCCUGCAAAAAUGCCUGAACGUUUUUCCUAGACCCCUGUGUGUUUUCUUUUUUCCAGAAAACUUAGACAAACAAAAGACUAAAAGGGUAUGUGCAGCUGCCCCUGUGCUCAGGCAUUCUGUCUGAGAACAUUUUAGCUGUUGAUGUUCACGUGUGACAUCAGUUCCGGCAAGAUAGGUUUCUGUAUUUAUAUAUUAAAAUCCAAAACAAAAAAAAACCUUAUAAAAUGUUUAAAAAAAUGUUCAAAGCUGGGGGAAAAGGCUUUCUUCAAUAGUCAAGGUGUUUUGAUAUGGUAUUAAAAUAAUGUCUAAUAAAAGA